GAUCAUAUCAGUCGCUGGAAUCUUGGAGCAAUCUUUUCAUGUCAUAUUCUGUGUCAUUCCAUAUUUACAAACACGUGGGAUAAUGCAUUGGCUUAAAGACUGAAAUGUGAAGUGAAAACCGUCCUCUUUUGAGGAGUCUUACAUUGUUAUAACGUUGGAGUCAUUUCUGCCGGUUUGGUUAUAACGGUGUUUGUAUUGGAAAGGGGACAUUAACAUUUCAUGAUGGUGCUGGAGAUGGGUCGGAUGCUGUUAAGGCUUGUGUGGCCUGUGCCCCUCCUCGCCCUGGCCGUGGCCCUCAGGCACGCUGGGCAGUGCCCUGAAGGAUGUAACUGUCGGACUAUCAUCCACGAGGGUUAUCACACCAACUGUAGCUACAUGGAGCCGGACAGGAUACAUCGAAUAAUGAAUGAAUUACCACCAACAACGAAUAGACUCUAUCUCGUCAACGAUGGCAUCACAUCGCUCCCACCAGACUCAUUCAAACAUAUCAAGCAGCUCCUCGCCUUAUAUCUUGCGGGGAACAAUAUCACAGACGUGUUGACCAUCUUGAGUAACAUCCAUGAGAGCAAGCGAGAUGCGAUACAAUAUCUAAAUCUCAGUUCCAACUCGAUUGAACUUCUUCCACCAAACAGUCUGGCAAGUUUAGGAAACCUGCAGGAUUUGUACCUCAACCAUAAUAACAUCAUUGGCUUGGGUGACGACUCUUUACAUGGAUUACAAGAGCUGCUCACUUUAGAAUUGCAAUGGAACGAACUCACAAGAAUCACUGGAAGAGUAUUUGGAAAUCUACCAAAACUUGAACAUCUGCAUUUGGAUCAUAAUAAUAUUGAGCUCAUAGAUGAUAAAGCUUUUUCAAACCUCGCUCGACUUCAAGAAUUGACACUUAGCUACAACCAGUUCAAAAUGAUUAUGAGUCGGCCUGGUGUGCUGUAUGGGCUGAAGAACCUGAAUGCUCUUGACCUUGAUGCCAACAACAUUACAACUGUGCACAGAGAUUUCUUCAAGUUGACACCAAAGCUUGGAAGGCUAACGCUCCAGCGGAAUGAAUUGAAAGAAAUCCCAAUCGCGGCUCUCAGUGGACUUACAAAUCUACAUGUUCUUUACCUGUCCCAUAAUGAGAUCGAGGUGGUGCCAGAUGGGAUCAGCCUGCUUGGUAAUCUCCAGAUGGUGUACCUUGCCCACAAUAAAAUCUGGGAGGUGGAGCCCAUGGCAUUGACAGGCUUGAACAACCUGAAAAACCUGUGGCUGAACCAUAACUUGCUGACGACACUUCCGGAGAACCUUAUGGACCGUUUCCUGCAUAUGCGAUAUGGACCACUGUUGUUGCGCAAUAACCCUUUCCGAUGUGAUUGUCACCUGAUUUGGUUAGCCCGGUGGAUCCAGCAACAUAACAAGCGCCGUUCUGUUAAUAGCUCAGUGGUCAUGCCAGAGUGUAACACCCCAUCCCGCUUCAGUGGGGUCCCCCUCACAGAGAUCAAGCUGGAGGACAUGGUCUGCGAUUUCAUGCCUGAGAUCUGUGUCGACCCACCGUGUGCCCAGCUUCGACUCGAGAUCUGUGACUCAAGCAAACCGACUCAAUCGUGUGUGUGUGUCACAGCAGAGCGAAGACGUUGCCAUGUAUGUCCGGCUGGCUCAUAUGGUGAUCAUUUAACUACUAGGAAGGGCCACCAAUGUAUGUCGUGUCCUUCCUUCUCCUCCAGCCCCUAUGGCUCCACAUAUUCUAGUCAAUGUCAAUGCCUACCAGGCUACACAAAGACAGGAGAUGAGUGUGUGGCUUGUUCUGUUGGUACGUACAAGUCGGUCGCUGGAUCAGGUCCCUGCCUGAAAUGUGCCCUUGGGUCCGAGGCCAUUUAUGAGGCUUCGGCUUAUUGUGACUGCCAAGCAGGAUAUACGAGGCACAAACACGCUACAUGUCAACCUUGUAAGGCUAACUUUUACAAGUCCUACCCAGGCCCUUUGCCUUGUAAAGCGUGUACGGCAUACUCGACCAGUCCAGAAGGGAGCACAAGUAAAGAAGACUGUAACUGUACAUUUGGGAUGUUUGAGUCUAGUCUGCGAGCAGGGGAAUGCAUGAGCCGGGUGAACGAGGAGAAGAUAAGUCAUGGAGUAAUGACUGACAGCCCGAAAUUCAAGCAUGAGCACCUGCUCUAUGGGAAGCAACAACACAAUUUUGAACAGAUUGGUGGAAUCAUUGGAGGAGUCCUUGGUCUGGUCAUCAUCACAGUGCUGCUUGCUGUCUGUCUCAAGAAGAAGAAGAAAGCUGCCAAGGAAGACAACCCAUUAUACGGGGAGCAAGAACCAAUGGCUAGCAACACCAUAGAUCUUCAACAUGCCCAGUCGAUGGACAACUUAUAUGUCAAUACCACUAUGCUUAACAAGUGGGUUAUUAACCGUAAGAACAUUCAGUUUGGUCCAUUAAUCGGACAAGGUGCUUUUGGGCAAGUUUUUGCCGCGACUGUCAGCAGUUUACAUGGAAGCCAGACUCCGGUCCAAGUGGCAGUUAAGAAGCUAAGAGGUGACGCAACAGCUGAAGAGCGUGAAGCACUGAGGACCGAACUGGAACAAAUGAUGUACGUGGGAGAGCACCCUAAUGUGAUCAAUCUGAUAGGGGCUUGUACCCAAUCAGGUCGCCUGAUGAUUGUAAUGGAGUACGCAGAAAAUGGUAACUUACUGAAUUAUAUUAAAGACAAGAGAGACGAGAAAGGCACAGAGUAUGCUGAUGUGGUGGUCGGGACAGAGGAGGGGACGGUCAUAACACGGUCUAGCAGGAAGUAUACCAUCAUGCAGGAUCAGGAACUUAUUUCAAUAGCUUGGCAAAUUGCAAAAGGGAUGUCACAUCUUGCUAAAGUGAAGUGCAUCCAUCGUGAUCUUGCUGCCAGGAAUGUCCUGCUGGAUGAGAACCUCAUUGCUAAAGUCUCCGAUUUCGGACUGGCGAGAGAGGUGUAUGAAAACGGGUAUUACUUUAAGGAAUCCAAGGGUCGAGUGCCAUUCAAAUGGAUGAGUCCAGAAGCAUUACUGAGCGGUCAGUACACCACCAAGAGCGAUGUCUGGUCAUAUGGGGUGUUGCUAUGGGAGAUAGCAACGCUGGGAGCAGUGCCUUAUCCGGGCAUCCCGGUUGAACAGGUGUAUGAGAUGUUAAAGACUGGUUAUAGGAUGUCCCGUCCUGACUACUGUGAUGAAGAAAUAUACACAAUAAUGCUGCAGUGCUGGCGGGAGGAUCCCGCAGCCAGACCUUCCUUCCAAGAGUUGGUCGACAAGAUAGAUCGACUCCUACAGCUUGCCACAAACCAAAUGUACCUUGACCUGCAGCCUGACACAGACUGUAUGUUCUACGGGCACACCAGCCAUGACAUGUCAGUGAGGCCAGGAAGGACUAGGCCACGCGUGCCAGUUCACAUGGACCCAUACUGCCGCACAGACACUCCAGAUCGGGAGGAGAUGCCCUUACCUACGUGAGGGUUUCUUGAUUGGGAGGAGAUGACCUUACCUACAUGAGGGUUUCUCCUGAAUGGGAGGAGAUGACCUUACCUACGUGAGGGUUUCUUGAUUGGGAGGAAAUGACCUUACCUACAUGAGGGUUUUUCCUGAUUGGGAGGAAAUUACUUUAGUUAUGUGAGGGUUUCUCCUGAUCAGGAAGUAAAUGCCCUUGGUCCCUUCAGAUAUUGCGGACUUCUAUCAUAUCUGGGACCAGAUGAAUACGUUUUUGUACAUUUUGAACAUCAGUUCUGAUGAUUAUUCAGGUUUCUCAUAUGAUGAGCACAGUUUCUGAUACCACGAAUGUGUUUGACCUGCUGUGAUGAGCACAGUUUCUGAUACCAGGAAUGUGUUGAACCAGCUGUGAUGAGCACAGUUUCUGAUACCAGGAAUGUGUUGAACCAGCUGUGAUGAGCACAGUUUCUGAUACCAGGAAUGUGUUGGACCUGGUGUGAUGAGCACAGUUUCUGAUACCAGGAAUGUGUUGAACCAGCUGUGAUGAGCACAGUUUCUGAUACCAAGAAUGUGUUGAACCAGCUGUGAUGAGCACAGUUUCUGAUACCAGGAAUGUGUUGGACCUGCUGUGAUGAGCACAGUUUCUGAUACCAGGAAUGUGUUGGACCUGCUGUGAUGAGCACAGUUUCUGAUACCAGGAAUGUGUUGAACCAGCUGUGAAGAGCACAGUUUCUGAUACCAGGAAUGUGUUGGACCUGCUGUGAUGAGCACAGUUUCUGAUACCAGGAAUGUGUUGGGCCUGCUGUGAAGAGCACAGUUUCUGAUACCAGGAAUGUGUUGGACCUGCUGUGAUAAGCACAGUUUCUGAUACCAGGAGUGUGUUGGAACUGCUGUGAAGAGCACAGUUUCUGAUACCAGGAGUGUGUUGGACCUGCUGUGAUGAGCACAGUUUCUGAUACCAGGAAUGUGUUGGACCUGCUGUGAUAAGCACAGUUUCUGAUACCAGGAGUGUGUUGGACCUGCUGUGAAGAGCACAGUUUCUGAUACCAGGAAUGUGUUUGCGUUUGUGAAGUUGAUCCCAGAUGAGCACAAAUUUUAUAUACUUUCUGUGCGUAGUUCAGCCCUCAGAUAAGUUUAAAAGACAGGCAUUUUUUCUAACCUGAUAGAGCCAACUUUUACUGCCAGUUUCAUGCUCAAGUUCAUGAAUUUGUACUUUAUUGCAAUGUCUGUCAUAACGUGCUUUGUCUCAAAAUGGGCAGUGAAUGGGGAAUUUGAUUGAUGAAAUAAGAGUAGCGUGUCUGUGAAUCGUCAAGUCAGACCAGAAAUGGAAUGGCCAUUAUCUUAUGAAAACAAAUUGUUAUGACAUUGGAGAAAUGUAAACUUAAUGUGACUUUAUCAGUUGUCACAGUGGGCUGUCGUUGGAAACUAUUUAAUCAACAUAUAUUACUCUGUGCCUUUAAUUUGUACGUAAAAAUCCAUUGAUGAAUACAGAUGAAAUACGUUA
Molecule: messenger RNA, 4933 nt
Organism: Lineus longissimus
Lineage: Eukaryota; Metazoa; Nemertea; Pilidiophora; Heteronemertea; Lineidae
Product: slit homolog 1 protein-like
Exons: 27
Coding region: 220-3456 (1078 amino acids)
Biological process (GO): protein phosphorylation; cell surface receptor protein tyrosine kinase signaling pathway; positive regulation of kinase activity
Cellular component (GO): plasma membrane; extracellular matrix; signaling receptor complex
Molecular function (GO): transmembrane receptor protein tyrosine kinase activity; ATP binding; protein binding
Source: RefSeq, a predicted model, not a curated record